AUGCAAAACCAAAGCUUUGUAACUGAAUUUAUUCUUCUAGGACUUUCCCAGAAUCCACAAAUUCUGAAAAUCAUUUUCGUUGUAUUUCUGUGUGUCUACAUUACAACUGUCUUUGGCAACCUGCUGAUUGUGGUGACCAUCCUCAGCACUCCAGCACUUCUGGGCUCCCCAAUGUACUUUUUUCUGUCUUUCUUGUCCUUCCUGGAUGCAUGCUACACUUCUGCUAUUGCCCCCAAAAUGAUUAUAGACUGUCUUUAUGAGAAGAAAACUAUCUCCUUUGGAGGGUGUAUGACCCAAGUCUUUGCAGUGCACUUCUUAUCAGGGGCAGAACUUAUUGUCCUCACAGCCAUGGCCUAUGACAGGUAUGUGGCCAUCUGCAAGCCCUUGCACUAUUCUUCUAUCAUGAACUCAAGGCUCUGUGGCAUUUUGAUUGGAGUGGCCUGGGCAGGGGGCUUUCUGCAUUCCAUUAUACAAAUUCUCAUUACUGUUCAUCUACCCUUCUGUGGUCCUAAUGUCAUUGAUAACUUUAUGUGUGAUUUGUUCCCAUUACUGAAACUUGCCUGCACUGAUACUUAUGCCUUUGGACUUUUUGUGGUUUCCAACAGUGGAUCUUUUUGUAUUCUCAUCUUCUCCAUGUUGCUUGUGUCCUAUAGUGUCAUCUUGUUUUCCCUGAGAAACCACAGCACUGAAGGCCAAAAGAAAGCCCUCUCCACCUGUGGAGCUCACAUUACUGUUGUUGUUUCGUUCUUUGUCCCAUGUAUAAUUGAGUAUGCAAGACCUCCCUCUGAGUUAUCCUUUGUCAACAUAUUGGAGGUAUUCUACACUGUCAUAACUCCCCUACUGAAUCCCUUGAUUUAUACUUUCAGGAAUAAGGAAGUGAAAACUGCCUUAAGAAGACUUUGGAAUAGAAUAAUGUUUGUUUCUCUUGAAAAAUAA
This is a messenger RNA of Suncus etruscus (white-toothed pygmy shrew), 936 nucleotides long. Its product is annotated as olfactory receptor 4C15-like. The record is from RefSeq and is a predicted model, not a curated record. Gene Ontology annotation, cellular component: membrane. Lineage: Eukaryota; Metazoa; Chordata; Mammalia; Eulipotyphla; Soricidae. The transcript has a single exon. Gene Ontology annotation, biological process: G protein-coupled receptor signaling pathway. Bases 1 to 936 code for a protein of 311 amino acids. Gene Ontology annotation, molecular function: G protein-coupled receptor activity; olfactory receptor activity.